AUGGAUGACUGUAGGGACAUUGAUUGUAUUAUGGAUGACUGUAGGGACAUUGACUGUAUAAUGGAUGACUGUAGGGACAUUGACUGUAUUAUGGAUGACUGUAGGGACAUUCACUGUAUUAUGGAUGACUGUAGGGACAUUGACUGUAUUAUGGAUGACUGUAGGGACAUUGACUGUAUUAUGGAUGACUGUAGGGACAUUCACUGUAUUAUGGAUGACUGUAGGGACAUUGACUGUAUUAUGGAUGACUGUAGGGACAUUGACUGUAUUAUGGAUGACUGUAGGGACAUUCACUGUAUUAUGGAUGACUGUAGGGACAUUGACUGUAUUAUGGAUGACUGUAGGGACAUUUGA
Procambarus clarkii (red swamp crayfish) is the source of this 354-nucleotide messenger RNA. The record is from RefSeq and is a predicted model, not a curated record. NCBI's taxonomy places the organism in Eukaryota, Metazoa, Arthropoda, Malacostraca, Decapoda, Cambaridae.